AUGGUGCGUAGCGGGCCUCUACGCGUGAGCUUGGCGAGCGCGAGCACGAGUACGCUCGCGCUCGCACAGCCAGGAAAUAGCAGCCCAAGCACGCUGCACGAGAAAAAUGCGACCCACUCGCUGGGACUACACCGCGCAGCAGGCACCGGCAACGUUGCGCUGGUCCUGUAUGCACUCGAGAACGGGCAAUCGCCGAAUAGCAUGCUGCAUGGUGUCGCACCGCUGCACGUCGCAGCAUGCGUCGGAGACCUCGUCGCGACGCAGCUCCUCAUCGCGUUCGGCGCAGACGUCCAGCUUUCCCGCGCGCGCGCACGCGCCGCCGGCGGGCCCGGCGUCGAGGGGUCGACUGCGCUGCACUUUGCCGCUGCCAAUGGUCACUAUGCUGUGGUGUGCACGCUUCUGGAGAACGGUGCGCGCCCAGCGCCGGUCGACAAGGACGGACAAACACCCGAAUCACUAGCCUCGGCCAACCAACACACCCAGUGCGUCGCGGUGAUACGGCAGUACCUCGACACGUACGGGCCAGACGGGCACGUGGAGCCAUACAGCGUGCGUGAGCUGGGGUACACGAUGCAGUGGGGCGACGCGGCGCUCGCGCCGAUCUCGCGCGAGGGUACGCCGGACCUCGCCGUGCGCACGCCCGUGUUUUCCGCCCCUCUGGUCCCCCAGACGCGGCGUGCCUCGCCGGCAGUCCCGCUGAGUGUGCGCACGGACGUGCAGGACGCGCCGCAGCGCACUGGCACCGUCUCGCCGCCGCUCGACGCACGGCGGCGGCCGAGCCUGCCCUACUUUUUGGAAAAGGCGGCGCACCCCGCGUCGUCGCUGCGUGCGCUGUGGCCCCAGAGCGCGAGCACUGCGCCGGCGAUCCACAAGGUGCUCCACGAAGACGAGUCCCCGGGGCUACGCGUGCCGCGCAUCAACUCGCGAGCGAGUCUCUCGAGCCUGCUCAAGCGCGCGACAGGCAGCGCGUAUCCCCGCACGCCCGAGGAGCGGCACACGCCGCCGCUCCGCACGGACGACAGCGAGACAUCCUCGCGCUUUUCCGGUGUCUUGUCGCCGACGGCGCUCCUGUCGCUCGUGCAGCGGCGCUCGCAGGAAAAUCUGUCUGUCUCGUCGACCGAUGCGAGCGAGGCGUCGCCGAGUCUCUCGGCGUCGCCCGUAUCCGACUCGACGAGCAGCCGCAGCACCGGGCGGACACGCAGCGACCUGUCGCGCCCGGCGGCGCGCCCCAGCGAGGCGCUGCGCAGCCUCGAAGGGCCUGCGCCCGGCCUGCUCCCCCCCGUCACGACACGCACGUACCGCGUGCGGAGCAACAGUGCGUCUGGCGCGCGGCUUGGGCGCACAUGGGACGAGCGCGACGCGGCGCAGAACGUCCAGGCGACGCGCGCCCGUGCGAGCUCUGAAGUGCAGCCCGUGUCGCUGGGACGUGGCGAGAUGCCGGUGCUCGGCACGUCGCUGGGCCGUGGCGAGAUGCCGGUGCUCGGCGCGUCGCUCGGGCGCACCGAGGCGCGCUCGUCGCAGAGCAGUGCGUCUCUGUGCCCCCCCCCACCCUCCGAAAGUGCCUCGUCGCGCUCUUCGCCGUCGUCUGGCGAGGUUGUGCAGAGCAUUCUCGACCAAGGCACGGUGCUUGGCGCGGCGCCCGACAAAGGGCAGCACUCGUCGCUUGCGAUUCUCCUUGCGCAGUACGGCGAGACGCUGCACCGUCCCUCUGUGGAUAAAACAUAG
This is a messenger RNA of Malassezia japonica, 1725 nucleotides long. RefSeq lists its product as uncharacterized. Gene Ontology annotation, molecular function: protein binding. Gene Ontology annotation, cellular component: nucleus. The record is from RefSeq and is a predicted model, not a curated record. Bases 1 to 1725 code for a protein of 574 amino acids. The transcript has a single exon. Lineage: Eukaryota; Fungi; Basidiomycota; Malasseziomycetes; Malasseziales; Malasseziaceae.